AUGCCAAAACGUAGUGCUGAAGAACUAAUCAAGCAUUACGAAAAGAAAAUUGCAAAAAUAAGGAGAAAAGAAAUUACGCCAAGUGUAUGUGAAACCGAUGACGACAGUUUUCUAUCAGUUCCCGAGGAGAAUUCACCUCCUCAAGCCGAUAACACGGUUGAAAUCCCCUACGAGGAAACCUUUGAGAUCCUGCCAGAACCAAACCUGGAAGUACAAACUACUUCAGAGCCUACACAAGAACUAACGAGUCUUGUUGAAAAUGUCACUUCGGAGACAACAACGCCACCAGACUUGGAUCCAGAGCUGCUAGCAGCAUUGGGAGACCCGACUGAUGACACUCCCGAAUACGGGAGCGACAUACACGAACGGCUGGCCAAAUUAUGGCAGCCUCUACUUAAAAAAGGCCUGGACAAAGAAGCAAAAGACAGGAUUUACAAAGAAUACACUACUCCCAAUAACUGUAGACUGCUUCAAGCCCCGAAAAUGAACCCCGAGAUCAUGGCGGCCGUGACUGACGCAAGGAAAACAAAAGAUAAACGAUGGGCCACAAAUCAACAGCAAAUAGGCUCGGCUAUAACAGCCAUAAAUAGGGCCAUGGAAAAAUUAAUGACAAGCGACGACAAAGCCUCAGCUAUAAAACAUCUAAGCAACAGUUGUCGAAUGCUGUGUGAUAUGCACGCAUUGUUCACGAAAAUCAGAACUAGAGUUGUCUGCACAGGCCUAGAUAAAACCACACUAAGUGUUAUAAAUAACACAGAACGAGACGAAUUACUCUUCGGGGCCAACCUGUCGGAAAAAAUAAAGGUGGCAAAAACCCUCGAAAGACAAGGCAACCAAAUGAAAAGACCUAAUCAAAACCAAAGACAAACACAGCCUUCAACAUCACGUCCAUAUUCGGAAAACUGGCAGGCCCCUCCUCGUUACCCAUCAACCAGAGGACGAGGAGGAUACAGGAAGCCCACGCCCAAUGCUCGACGACAGUACGCGCAAACCUCGAUGAUACCACCACCAGCUCCACCUCUCCCAAGGGGUCCACGUCCUGCACACCAGAUGCGCCCGAGGACAUCACAACAAUAA
Molecule: messenger RNA, 1077 nt
Organism: Ostrinia nubilalis (European corn borer)
Lineage: Eukaryota; Metazoa; Arthropoda; Insecta; Lepidoptera; Crambidae
Exons: 2
Coding region: 1-1077 (358 amino acids)
Source: RefSeq, a predicted model, not a curated record